Lagopus muta (rock ptarmigan) is the source of this 2394-nucleotide messenger RNA. It is a transcript of the gene SMIM3, whose product is annotated as small integral membrane protein 3. The record is from RefSeq and is a predicted model, not a curated record. Lineage: Eukaryota; Metazoa; Chordata; Aves; Galliformes; Phasianidae. The transcript is spliced from 2 exons. Bases 99 to 278 code for a protein of 59 amino acids.
CCCUCCCCGCCCCGUCCCUCCCCCGACGGCCGCCCCGGCUCCGCGCUCCGUGCCGGGGCCGUGUUCGGCGAGACGCUGCCUCCGCUCUGCGCCGCAGGAUGGACCUCCCUAUCCCUGCUGAUCCCGCUGCCCUCCCCAAGCACAUCUUGGACAUCUGGGUCAUCGUUCUUAUCAUCCUGGCCACCAUCCUUGUCAUGACAGCCCUGUUGCUGUGCCCAGCCACAGCUGUCAUCAUCUACCGGGUACGGACUCACCCCACACGCAAUGGCAUUGUGUGAGGAAGAUCAGCAGGACUCCCACCAUGGGGCACCCAGAGAGUGGGGAGAGGAUGGGGCUGGAGUGGGAGUGAACCACCGUGCUGCUGGGGAGCACAGCAGGAUCCGGUUGUGUGGCAUUGAGGACAUGGAGGUGAUGCCCAGCUGGAAGUGACUUGUUCUUGUAAGAUAGCUUGCCUGUGCCAUCUUGCAGCCAUGUUAUCCCAUUGGGACUCUCCCAGUACCAGCAGCAAGGCAGCAAGGACCGUAAAUGCCUGGCAUAGUUAUUUCUCCAGCUGCUGGGGUGAUUGGAAAAGAAGAGUCAAAGCCAGAUGACGGAUGUGGCUUCUGGUUGUGCCUCCGUACUGCUGAAAGCAUUGCUGCAGGAGCCCAUCCCAGCAGGAAUGCAGCUGGCACCAGUGGUUCCAUGUGUCAGAUAUCAACUGGAAUUGCAGGAAACCCUGCAGGGUUCAGAUCCUAUGGGUCCAGUGGGACAGAGGAGUGUGGGAAGCUUCUGCCUCUGCCUGCAUGAUGUUGGAGCUGCAUCCCUUUCCCCGUGCCUUCCUAUCAAACAGGCAGCAGAGGGUUCCCCCACAGGUACUGCCAGACCAAAUAAGCUAAUAGAAAAUAAAAUGACUGUAUUCUAUUUUGUCUGUAUGUCUGUCUGUGUGUCGUGCAGCUCUGUCCAUGUGGUUGGUGUCAUCAGGGCACAGCGCUUUGUCACAGCUUCCCAAACCCUUGCCCAUCCACAAGCCCACUGGCACAGCCUCAUGCUGCAGUGCAGCCCCUGCACUAGGUGCGAUGUAGGUCCAGGGCUGCUGUGUGUGGGUCAGAAGCCCUGUGGCCAGACCAGCAUCCUGGCAUGACUCAACAUGAGAAUGUACGUAAGCAGUGAGCUGAAUCAGGCUGGGAUGUGGGAAUGGUUGCUUAAACGCUGUGUUCACCGCUGCAGAGGUACAUCCUCUCAUUUUGGGCAGGGUUUGCUUUGGGGUCAGGGGAAAGCACAGAUCCCAGGGAGCAAGGAGAUGUUCUGCUUUCGAGCUGUUGUAUUGCUCUCCCCUCUCAAGUCGCCGAACUGAGCAGAGAACCAGAUUUCUUCCUCCUUUGUUCCUCUUCCCUCCCUCUCUUGCUGGCACUCACAGUGUGCAGCUGGUGGUGGUCACGGUGCUGAGGCUCAGAGCAGCCCCUGCCUUGCUUUCCCCCAUCCCACCCCACUGCCAGCAGCUGCUGCCUGGGACAUGCGUGGUGUGUGGAGCAGAGCAGUAUAACAGGAGGUGGACAGGCACAGAGCCGCAGCUGUGUUAGUGGUUUGAGGAGGAAGCCUGGCUUGAGGUAAGAGAGCAAAAACCAGCUGUUCCCACCUCCCUGAGUGCUUUUCUCCUGGGCCAGGGGUGCACGAGGGAUUUCCUUUUGCGGCGGCGGAGAUUUCUGGGAAGAUUUGAUCCUAUUGCAAACAUUUCCAGGAAAGGCAUUGUGGAGCAUUGCAAAGAAGGCUUUGUGAGCAGAGCCCGGAGCCACGUGAAGCAACAUGGCAGCAGAAGGGAGAGCGGGGGGGAGCAGGGGCGCUUCCAGAGCAUGACAAGGGGGGAUUGCACACCUGCAACAAAAGUUCAGAGGUUGUGCUGGGAUUAAUGUUUUUCCACGGCCGUGUGCUGGCUCCCGGGAUGUAGCAGAGGUGCAUGGGUUCCCUGUCCCUUGCUGUGGCCUCUACAGCCUCUGAUGUGCAGAAGGGAUGAGCGGUACUGGAGGAGAAGGGUAUGGAGGCAAUGGGUGUGGAGCCCCUGGUGCUGACCCAAAGCCAUACAGGGUUGGAUGAUGCUGUCCCACUGCAGCACCGGAGGUGGUGGUAGCAGGGAUGAGACUGGAAGCACUGCUGGCCGUCUAUCCCCAGCCCCUGCCAAACAUCUGCAGCAGGCGGGGCUGGCUCCAGCAGAAAAACACCCAAGGAGGGAAGCUGCUGGGCGGCCAGCCUAUCCCACACUCCCCUUGUUGGGGUGGGGGAUGCUGCUCCAGCCUCGGCACGGAUUUGAGGUGACACAGGCAGGAUCCUCACUCAGCCAUGGGGGUAGGGAUCCAUCGACCACAGCUUGCUGAACCCUUCCCUGUGCUUCAGUGCUCUCCCCAGGGAGGCUGGCCUGGC